UUUCAUUUCAACAAGGACAUCGGAACGAGUCAGUUGCAGAUUUUUCUCUUGGAUGAGCGACUUCCAUGUGCAUCUUUCCUGUUAGAACUUGGUUUCUUUCAAAAAUUGAAAUUCCUUCUUCGUGCGUGUGUGCUAGUCGGGUCAACAGCAUAAAAGAAAUAUAAAAGCUGCAAAAUACGAGAUGCCAAAAAACAAGAACAAACCAAACGCCUUCUUGGCCUUCAUGAUUGAAUGGAAAAAAAACCAAGAACGUAAAGGGCGUACUUUCCCCAAUGGACUCAAAGAUAUCCAAAUGGACCCUGACUGCAACAAGGAGUGGCAAGAAUUGUCUGAGCACGAUAAGGCGUACUACAAAGAACUUUGUAAAAAGGAGACCACACAGAAAACUAAAAAGAGAACUGGUAUCGGAGAAUUGGUGGAAGAUAUUAAAAUAGCUGAACAGAAAGAAAAAGAAUUCCAUGACAAUAUGAUAGAGUACAUUUCUGAUCUGAUAAAAAUGGCCAAGGUCAAAAAUGCCGUACCGGAUAUAAAAUUUUUUCUCAUCCACGUCAACUACUUCUAUUUUCGAGUAAUAGACAACAACCAACUUGAAUACUAUCCAGCUGAAAUAGCGAUUGGGGAAUUCACGCUGAGGGAUGGUCUCUCACGAAUUUACAAUGUUAUCAUCAACGAAAAAAUCAUAAUGGGCCAUACUCAAUCUGCCAAAGAGCAGAGCGAAAAGACCCACCAAAUUCCAAUUGAGCCGGAAUUCGGGAAAGAAGAUUAUUGUCAAAUUUUUCGCGAAAUUUGCGAAUUUCUCGAGCCUGCUAAAAAAAAUGGAACGUAUCCUCCAUUGUAUACAGUAAGCAAAAUGGAAGACAUUCAUACUUGUGCAAAAUCCGUACUCGCAAGGUUAUCAGCUGCAAACAAUGAAUCCGACCAAUUCUUUAAAUUGUACUCUUUUGAAGAUUUUUUUACAAUCCUGUACAACUCAAUCGAUGCAAUGGUUAUUUCGUGUCCCCUUGAACCCGUCACUGCAUUGAUUGAAAUUAAAAAAGAUCCCUAUGGUUAUAAACCAGAUCUUUGUUGCACUUAUCACGAAUCCGUUCAAGUUGGGACGCUACAUUGUAGUCAUUCUAUCAUUCAGCGUUGGUUUUUCAUAUUGUGCAAUUUUUGCUGUGAACCCUUAGGUAUUGAUAUGAUACAAGGAGUUCACUUACCUAAAGAACACAUCUAUCUUACAGAAUCUUUAGCUGCGUUAAGUAUUUGUAACAGAAGCAGAAGGUCAAGUUCCUUAAUGUCAUUAUCUGAGUCGAGUUACGAUCACAAAAAGCAUUCAUCUGAAAGAACGUAUGCUGAAGAACAGCGUCGCAGAGCUGAAGCUAGUUCAAGACCACUUUACAUCGUUCAAAAAAGUCAAGUGAAACCACCUCCUGUUAAAAAGCCUCAGGAACCUGUUGUGCAAAGGCCCUUGCGACUUCCGCUAACCAAAAGUGUUGGGUUGACUUUUGAUAGCACUGAUACAGAGAGUAUGACAGAUAGUUUAUUCAGUGAGUGCAGUUUCCCAUCUAUUGGAAGAGGUGCCAUUAAAAAAAAAACUGAGCCAAAACGUAAUGGUGCAGGCCAUGGUUACGCAGAUGCUGUCAAAUCAUAGAUCAUUUUAGUUAUUGAUAUUUUAUUUCAAUAAUUUUUGUCUUUAUCAUAACAUUCGAAGUAG
Copidosoma floridanum is the source of this 1696-nucleotide messenger RNA. RefSeq names its product protein maelstrom homolog. Gene Ontology annotation, molecular function: sequence-specific DNA binding. Gene Ontology annotation, biological process: spermatogenesis; male meiotic nuclear division; negative regulation of DNA-templated transcription. Gene Ontology annotation, cellular component: P granule; nucleus. Lineage: Eukaryota; Metazoa; Arthropoda; Insecta; Hymenoptera; Encyrtidae. The record is from RefSeq and is a predicted model, not a curated record.